AAGUGCAUUGAAAUGAAAACUGAUCGUUGAUUGCGCGAGUUGGCACCUUUCCGUAAGAAGAAGAACAAGUUCUCUCUUUUUCCACCGUCACCACUCACCAUGCAAUGCAAACAGCCCAAUUAAGAAACCAUCCAACGAGUCUUGUUCUGCUUGUGUUGUUUACUACGUUAAUGGCAAACCAGGUGGUUCCUCGUGAAUCUCACCCUUAUGCCUUUCAUGUCUCUGGCCCUCGCAAGUUCACUUCCCUUAAUUGGAGGGACCUUUUCAUUUCUAGUUGGAAGGAUGUAAAUUAUAAGAGAACUGUCAUUGCCUGCUUUAUACAGGCAGUGUACUUGCUUGAACUUGAUAGACAGGAGAAGAGAACACAAGGAAAUGCUCUUGCCCCAAAUUGGUGGAUUCCCUUCAAGUACAAGCUUAAACAAACACUAAUUGAUGAAAGAGAUGGAUCCAUUUUUGGUGCAGUUCUUGAAUGGGAUAGAUCUGCUGCAUUGGCUGACUUGAUACCAAUUAGACCAAGUGGUGCCCCCAGGGCUGUUUUAGCACUCAGAGGAACAUUACUCAAAAGCCCUACAAUGCGAAGAGAUAUCGAAGAUGACCUCCGUUUUGUUGCUUGGGAAAGCUUGAAGGGCUCUGUGAGGUUUAAAGCAGCUUUGGAGGUACUAAAAUUGAUUUGUGGUAAAUACGGAAGCAAUAAUGUAUGCAUUGCAGGGCAUUCCUUGGGGGCUGGUUUUGCUCUUCAAGUGGGAAAAGAACUAGCAAAAGAAGGGACUUAUGUGGAGGCACAUUUGUUUAAUCCACCUUCUGUUUCACUAGCCAUGAGUCUCAAAACUAUUGGAGAAAAGGCUGAGUUUGUGUGGAAUAGACUUAAAUCCAUGCUUCCUUAUAUUGGUGAGGCUCAAAUCAGCAAUGGUGGUUUGAAAGAUGCUAGUUUGGGGGUGGUAAAAUGGGUUCCUUAUUUGUAUGUUAACAAGGGUGACUAUAUCUGUUGCUAUUACAAUGAUGGUGCUGGCACAAGCACAAAGGUGAAUGUAGGAACUACAAAUGGACAAGCAAAGUUGUUUGUUGUCUCUAAGGAGAAACAGAAGUUUCUUGAGGCUCAUGGUUUGGAACAAUGGUGGUCAAGUGAUGCAGAACUUCAGCAGGUUAUCCAUAGUAGCAAUCUCAUAAGCAGGCAGCUUCGAUCUUUAUACACUGCUACUCCUUCCCAAGUAAACUCAUAAGCAGGUGGUGAAAUGUGAUUUCAAAUAAAAUAAAAUAAAAUACGAGAUUUGUAUUCCUACGUGUUUUCACUGAAAUUUGACAUUUGUAUAUGUUGUAAUUCAUACUAUUUUAUUUUACAAGCGAAGACAUCUUAUUUGUCAA
Glycine soja is the source of this 1362-nucleotide messenger RNA. Its product is annotated as GDSL esterase/lipase At4g10955-like. The transcript has 2 exons. The record is from RefSeq and is a predicted model, not a curated record. Bases 105 to 1220 code for a protein of 371 amino acids. NCBI's taxonomy places the organism in Eukaryota, Viridiplantae, Streptophyta, Magnoliopsida, Fabales, Fabaceae.